CAACAAUUAGGGUUUUUUUAACCCUCUUUCUCUUGAUUUUACUCGCUCCAUCGACAAAAUUUUCUCUAUACACUUCUGCAAUCACCGGUCGCCUUUCAGCCGAUCGGUUUGAAUUGAAUUAAAACACUCACAUUUAUCCUUAAUUUAUCAAUUUGAGUUCUCAAUAUUUCUUCUUGUGUUUGUUAGAUUUUGGGUUGAUUCGGGUCCUUUUCUUGAUACAUCGGGUGUUAUUUUGUGUGAUUUGUGAGCGACGAUGAUAAGGGUUCAGUGGUUCUUCGAUCGUCGUUGAUCGUUGGAUACGAAAGGGGGUUUGGGGUUUUGUAUGGAAACUCGUAGCCGGAAGAGGGCGGAGGCCACCUCAUCAGCCCAUUCUUCAUCAUCAUCCGGCGGACCUUUCACACGUUCCAACAAACGCACUCGUCUCUCUACUACUACCUCCUCCUCCGCCUCAGCCGCAGCAGCUUCCAACGUUGUCGUUCAAUCGGUUUCUACUCGUUCACGCGCUACUAACAUGGAAAAUUCCACCAACGAAUCGUCCGGGUCUGGGUCGGGUCGUGGCCGUCGCAAUAGGAAGAGUACUAAUAACCAGAAUAUGGUAUCGGAUAGGGAUAAUUCGGAAAAAGGGAAAGAGAAAGAACAUGAAGUUAGGGUUAAGGAUAGAGAUAAUAUUAAUAGAGACAGCCCGUAUGGACUGAAUAUCGAUAUGAGCGCUGAUGGAGGUGACGACGACGACGACGAUAGCGAGGGUGGGGGUGUCGGGAUUUUGCAUCAGAACUUGACUUCUGCAAGCAGUGCACUUCAAGGUUUGUUGAGGAAGCUAGGUGCAGGGUUGGAUGAUCUGCUUCCUUCAUCAGCAAUGGCGUCAGCCUCUUCAUCCCAUCAGAGCGGUCGUCUAAAGAAGAUCCUUUCCGGUUUGCGUGCUGAUGGGGAAGAAGGAAAGCAAGUUGAGGCGUUAACACAGCUAUGUGACAUGCUUGCUAUUGGAACUGAGGAUUCACUCAGUACCUUCUCAGUCGAUUCCUUCGUGCCUGUGCUUGUUGGGUUACUUAAUCAUGAGAGCAAUCCCGAUAUUAUGUUGCUUGCAGCAAGGGCACUCACACAUCUGUGUGAUGUUCUGCCGUCUUCAUGUGCUGCUGUGGUGCACUAUGGUGCUGUUUCUUGCUUCGUUGCUAGGUUGCUUACCAUUGAGUACAUGGACCUGGCUGAACAAUCCUUGCAAGCUCUUAAGAAGAUAUCUCAGGAACACCCAACUGCCUGCUUGCGAGCAGGGGCUCUAAUGGCAGUGCUCUCUUAUCUUGACUUCUUCUCAACAGGAGUCCAGCGUGUGGCAUUAUCCACUGCUGCAAACAUGUGCAAAAAACUCCCAUCUGAUGCAGCUGAUUUUGUCACGGAAGCAGUUCCCUUAUUGACAAAUCUUCUUCAGUACCAUGAUGCCAAGGUUUUGGAGCAUGCUUCAGUUUGUUUGACUAGAAUUGCAGAGGCGUUUGCAUCAUCUCCUGAUCAGCUGGACGAGCUUUGUGCCCAUGGAUUGGUUAAACAAGCAGCCUCUCUCAUCUCAACCAGUUGUUCUGGAGGUGGACAAGCAUCCCUCAGUACAUCCACAUACACGGGCUUAAUUCGAUUGCUAUCUACAUGUGCAAGUGGCUCUCCUUUAGGAUCCAAAACUUUGCUCCUUAUGGGAAUCAGUGGGAUUCUCAAAGAUAUUUUAUCAGGCUCUGGUCUUGUUUCAACAAUGUCUGUGUCACCUGCCUUGAGCAGACCACCAGAGCAGAUUUUUGAGAUUGUGAAUUUGGCAAAUGAGCUUCUUCCUCCAUUACCCAAUGGAACCAUAACUCUUCCUGCCAGCAGCAAUCUAUAUGUAAAAGGGUCUCUUUUGAAGAAGUCAACUGCUGGAAGUUCUAGCAAGCAAGAAGAAACAAGUGGAGGUGCACCUGAGAUUUCAGCUCGGGAGAAGCUGUUAACUGAGCAACCUGAGCUUUUGCAGCAAUUUGGAAUGGACCUUCUUCCUAUUCUUAUUCAGAUGUAUGGCUCAAGUGUAAACCAACCUGUGCGUCACAAGUGUCUAUCAGUUAUCGGGAAGUUGAUGUACUUCAGCACUGCUGAUAUGAUUCAAUCUCUACUUGGUGUCACCAACAUAUCAAGUUUCUUGGCUGGUGUUUUGGCAUGGAAGGAUCCACAAGUCUUGGUACCUUCCCUUCAAAUAGCAGAGAUCUUAAUGGAAAAACUUCCAGAAACUUUCAGCAAAAUGUUUGUAAGAGAAGGUGUUGUUCAUGCAAUCGACACACUUGCAGGAUCAGGAUCAUCUGGUAACACUCUUUCUCCACCAUUAUCAAACGAGAAGAUUAACGAUUCUAUUCCUGGAUCAUCUUCCUCACGCUCAAGGCGUUAUCGACGCCGCAUUACUACCUCCACUACAGAUCCAAAUCCAUCUGAAGAUCCCCAAAACAUGGAACCGGGCCCCACAGUUGACCUUCCAACAGUCAACUCCACUCUCCGUAUAACAGUCAGCACAACCGCAAAAGCAUUCAAAGACAAGUACUUUCCUUCCGACCCCGGAGCCAUAGAAGUCGGAGUCACAGACGAUCUUUUACAUCUAAAAAACCUCUGCAAGAAGUUAGGCUCUCCAAUCGAUGACCACAAGUCAAAAUCAAAAGGAAAGUCAAAAGCUUCCGGAAACCGCUUUGUUGACUUUUCACCUGGAAAAGAAGAAAACUUAUUAGGAGUAAUCACCGAGAUGUUAACCGAACUCAACGGGGUCUCCACAUUCGAAUUCAUCGGUAGUGGGGUCGUAUCCGCUUUAUUAAACUACUUCUCUUGUGGACAUUUCUCAAAAGAAAGAGUCUCAGAAGCCAAUUUACCUAAACUUAGACACCUGGCUAUUAAAAGAUACACAUCUUUCAUAGAAGUUGCACUUCCUGCAAGUGUAGAUGACCCAAAGCGGGCCCCAAUGAGUGUUCUUGUUCAAAAGCUACAACACGCGUUGACCUCUUUAGAACGUUUUGCAGUUGUGUUAAGUCAUAGUUCAAGGUCAAAUUCCGGAAAUGCCCGUCUGUCGUCUGGUUUAGGUGCUUUGUCUCAACCGUUUAAGCUUCGGCUUUGUAGGGCACAUGGGGAAAAAGGUCUUCGGGAUUAUUCUUCAAAUGUUGUUUUGAUUGACCCGUUGGCGAGUUUGGCUGCUGUGGAGGAUUUUCUUUGGCCACGUGUGCAACGGAGUGAGUCUAGUCAGAAGGUGUAUGUUGGGAACUCGGAGUCUGGGACGACACCUGGCGGGGCUGCGGGUGCUUCGUCACCUUCGACUCCGGUGUCUGCGACACGUCAGCAGUCUAAUAGGUCUAGGGGUUCGAUUAGUAUAGGGGAUAAUAAUAAUAAUAAUAAUUCAGGGAAAAAAGAGACCCCACAAGAGAAAAAUGCAAGUUCUUCAAAGGGGAAAGGGAAGGCUGUGGUGAAGUCUGGUCAAGAUGAUGGUAGAGGACCUCAGACUAGAAAUGCUGCGAGGAGAAGAGCUGCUUUGGAUAAAGAUGCACAGAUGAAAUCUGUAGAUGGGGAAUCUACUUCUGAGGAUGAGGACUUUGAUAUAUCACCUGUUGAGAUGGAUGAUGCAUUGGUGAUUGAAGAAGAUGAUAUUUCUGAGGAUGAAGAUGAAGAUCCUGAUGAUGUGGUAGGUGAAGAUCUUCCUGUUUGCAUGGCAGAUAAAGUCCACGAUGUUAAAUUACCCGAAUCCACUGAAGAAAGACCUGUUGACACCCAAACAAAUCCCGCUUCCGGUUCAAGCAGCCGAGGAACCGGAACCGGAAUCCGUGGUUCCGAUUCCGCCGAUUUCAGAACCUCAAAUUCCUUGGGUUCAAGGGGCACAAUGUCAUUUGCUGCUGCUGCCAUGGCUGGACUUGCAUCAGCAAACGGGCGGGGCACCCGGGGCGGGCGGGACCGCCACGGGCGACCCGUCUUGGGCUCCAACGACCCACCCCGGUUGGUAUUCUCUUCAAAUGGAAAGCCACUCAACCGCCAUUUAACCAUCUAUCAAGCUAUUCAAAGACAACUAGUUCUUGAUGAAGAUGAUGAUGAGAGAUACAACGGGAGUGAUUUUGUAUCUAGUGAUGGAAGCAGAUUAUGGGGAGAUAUUUACACAGUUACAUACCAACGAGCCGAUAACCAAACCGUGGGGUCCACAACCCCAUCUAAAUCCCCCAAAACCGGUUCCACCUCAAACUCCAAUGAUCCACGAGCACACCAAAUGUCACUUUUAGACACCCUUUUGCAAGGAGAGCUUCCUUGUGAUUUGGAAAGAAACAACCCGACUUACAAUAUCCUAUCUUUGCUACGCGUAUUAGACGGUUUAAACCAGCUGGCGCCACGUCUGCGUGUCCAGUCAGCAACCGAUGGUUUCGCGGAAGGAAAAAUCUCGAGCCUUGACGAUCUAAAUGUUACGGGAAUCCGGGUCCCAUCAGACGAGUUUAUAAACGGGAAAUUGACUCCAAAACUUUCUAGACAAAUUCAAGAUGCUCUUGCACUUUGCAGUGGUAGUGUUCCUUCAUGGUGUUAUCAGUUAACAAAAGCCUGCCCGUUUUUGUUCCCUUUAGAAGUCAGGCGUCAGUAUUUCUACUCAACUGCUUUCGGUUUAUCUCGUGCAUUAAAUCGGCUUCAAAAUCAACAAGGUGCAGAUGGACAAGGGUCGAUGAAUGAGCGGGAAUUUAGGGUCGGGAGAUUACAACGCCAAAAAGUCCGUGUUUCCCGGAAUCGGAUUCUUGAUUCUGCUGCUAAAGUUAUGGAGAUGUAUUCGAGUCAAAAAGCGGUUCUUGAAGUGGAGUAUUUUGGUGAAGUUGGAACUGGGCUUGGGCCCACUUUGGAGUUUUACACUCUGUUGAGUCAUGACCUUCAGAAAACAGGGUUGAACAUGUGGAGGUGUAAUUCUCAGAGUGUCGACACGUCACCGGAUGUUGACCCUGAUGAGAAGAAAGUUGACCUUAUUUUAGCACCUCUAGGGUUGUUCCCACGUCCUUGGGCUCUUACUGUUGAUGCCUCUGAUGGGGGGCAGUUUGGGAAAGUGAUAGAACAUUUCCGGCUUCUUGGUCGUGUCAUGGCUAAAGCACUUCAAGAUGGGAGGCUUUUGGAUCUGCCACUUUCAACUGCUUUCUAUAAGCUUGUGCUUGGACAGGAACUUGAUUUGCAUGAUAUUUCACUAUUUGAUGCUGAAUUAGGCAAGACAUUGCAAGAAUUGCAAGCUCUUGUUUCCAGGAAACAGUAUCUGGAGUCUAUACAUGACAGAAAUGAGAUACUCAACUUAAGGUUCAGGGGUGCUCCAGUUGAAGAUCUUUGCUUGGACUUCACACUUCCUGGAUACCCUGAUUUUGUUCUCAAAACAGGCGAUGUUAAUGUCGAUUUAAAUAAUUUGGAGGAAUACAUUUCACUGGUGGUUGAUGCUACUGUGAAGACUGGUAUCACAAGGCAAUUGGAAGCAUUUAGAGCUGGGUUUAAUCAGGUUUUUGAUGUGUCAAGUCUACAAAUAUUUUCUCCAAGUGAGUUGGAUUAUUUACUUUGUGGGCGCAGAGAAAUGUGGGAGGCUGAUACACUUGUGGAACACAUUAAAUUCGACCAUGGAUACACUUCCAAGAGCCCUGUAGUAAUUAACUUGCUUGAGAUAAUGGGAGAGUUCAAUCCAGAACAGCAAAGGGCUUUCUGUCAGUUUGUUACUGGUGCACCUCGGCUUCCUCCAGGUGGCUUGGCUGUCUUGAACCCUAAGUUGACCAUUGUCAGAAAGCACUCUUCGAGCUCCAACAACACGACAUCAAAUGCUGCGGGUGGAGUAUCGGAAUCUGCAGAUGAUGAUUUGCCAAGUGUCAUGACAUGUGCCAACUACCUCAAGCUUCCUCCCUAUUCCACCAAGGAGAUCAUGUACAAGAAACUAGUGUAUGCUAUUAAUGAAGGACAGGGAUCAUUUGAUUUGUCAUGAUUGGAAUUGUGUAUAUUUUGUAUCAGAGAAAAAGAUCAUCAAUCAAUCAAUCCAUCAAAUCUUUGAAAUCAUUUCUUUUGUUAACUGGUGCAUAAUUAUUGGGGGGCUACUACUACUCUACUCAAUAAACCUUUCUUUAGGUGGAGGCAUAAUACUUAAGAUCAGUUGAAUGUGCGGAAAUGAUUGGUGAAAGGUGGAGGUAGAGAAAGAAGGAAGUUGAAGUUGAAUUUUCUGGAUGUUUUAAUUAUAUUACAAGGCUUUUGUAAAUAAAUAGUGGAAUGUCAUAAAACUUCUGCUGCCUGCUCUUGCUCUGCUUACAACUUUGUUCUCUCACAUUUUCAUUUUGCAUACAUUUUCUAAUCUCUGCUUUAUUAUUUACUUGGAAUUUUUUCCCUAUACAUGAAUAGCUGAUGCAACUUUUAUAUUUAUUUUUGGUUUUGUUUA
Molecule: messenger RNA, 6391 nt
Organism: Lactuca sativa (garden lettuce)
Lineage: Eukaryota; Viridiplantae; Streptophyta; Magnoliopsida; Asterales; Asteraceae
Gene: KAK
Product: HECT ubiquitin protein ligase family protein KAK
Biological process (GO): protein polyubiquitination; proteasome-mediated ubiquitin-dependent protein catabolic process
Molecular function (GO): ubiquitin protein ligase activity; protein binding
Source: RefSeq, a predicted model, not a curated record